Molecule: messenger RNA, 444 nt
Organism: Erythranthe guttata (spotted monkey flower)
Lineage: Eukaryota; Viridiplantae; Streptophyta; Magnoliopsida; Lamiales; Phrymaceae
Source: RefSeq, a predicted model, not a curated record
AUGGAGAGGGAGGAGAGUAAUAAUAAUAAUAAGCAGCAUUUCAGCCACAAGCACAUCUUGACACGCCUCCAGCUCGACGAAGUCGAAGAAAUCACAUGCAAUGCGUGCGAAUGUGACGUGGAAGAGGAGCAAUUUUACGGGUGCACAGACUGCAAAUACUUCCUCCACGAGGAAUGCGCGGAAGCUCCUCGGUCCAUUGAGCACCGAUCCCAUCCCUCUCAUCCCCUUACCCUACACGCAGCUGCAACCUAUUCGAACCAAAGCUUCAUCUGCGAUGCCUGUGGAUACGUAGGGCCGUACACCCUUUCCCGUUCUUGCGAUGCAUGUGGUGACCUUAUAAACGCGUUUGCAUAUCAGUGCGACGAAUGCGACUACAAGAUCCACGUGGCAUGUGCUUUACUGCCUGAAACUGUACAGUGCAAAGGCCACGUGCAUAGUCUAUAA